AUGGCGGGUGUCAACACCAAACGCAAGUUUGGCUUCAUCUUUCCGAUGGCCUCGGGACACCUCAACCCAUCCUUGCCAGUGGCCCGAGCCCUUGUGGAAGAAGGGCACGAAGUCAAUUACCUGUGCAGGGAACAGAUGAAGGAGGCCAUUGAGGAUACCGGUGCCACGUAUCACUCAGAGGUCGACGAGCUGCGUGAGUUGUACGAGGGCAGGCAGCUGGACAUCAUGGGUUGUUUGACAGACCUCCAAAAGGAGUUCGGCUUGGAAGAGGACCCGCUUAUCAUUGCCAUGUUCAAGGUCAAGGAAAUUAUGCUGGAGAUGAUGCUGCCUGGCAUCCUGCGCUGGUUGCGAAAAACUGGGGCAGAGGCGGUUGUUGUUUGUCCAUUGAUGAACAAGGAGGCAUGCUGGGCUGCGCAGAUUAUUGGCAUUCCUUGCAUUGGAAUUUUAACCACAGCUGGGCCAGGAAGCCUUCGAUCAGCAACCUUGGACUGGCUGGCAAAAAUGGGCUACACCCCUGAGCGCUGCCUGGAGGAGCGCCGAGCAUACCAACCCUUGAACGAAGCAAUUGAUCGCUUGCGUUCCAGCUAUGGCUUGGAGAUUGCAGUUGACGAGGACAUGUUGCCUGUGGGAAUCUGCGUGGUUGCCCAGAAGUCUGCACUGACACUUGUCACUACAGUUGAGUUUCUUGCGGACCCCGUGGCUCCGGAUGUUCAGCAAGUCUAUGAGGCGGACCGAACAGAAUUUGUUUUCGUUGGACCACUCCUAGAUAAAGCAGGAGCUAAGCGAGCAGCGGGACACAAGAUUCAACCGCAAGAGUCCGCGGAGGCUGUGAAGGUUGGUGAUGACGCGGAUCCUCUGACCUUGCUGCGCAAUGCCCGUGCAGCUGGUCGAAAGGUGGUUUUUGCCAGCAUGGGAACAGUUAUCACGGGAGAUAUGCCAGAACUCGGCUGGGCCAACCGCAUCAAAGUGGAUGGUGUGCCUCAGGGCCUGUCAGGCCAAGAGUUGUGCCAAGCGGCGUGGGGUGGCCUUUUUGAUCGUCUCGGUGCCAGAGAAGAGGGCGACAAUGCAGCACCGCUGUUGUUGGUGUCAGUCGGACCUCAGCAAGAUGCUCUAGAGAACAUGUCCGUCCCGGCGAACGCAUUCUGUUUGCCCGUCAUGCCACAAGUCGACAUUUUGAAGCAGGGUGUGGACAUGUUCUUGACGCACGGGGGCCAGAACAGCUUCAUGGAAUCGUUAAGCAUGGGAGUUCCGGUGCUCGUUUGCCCGGGCUUUGCAGAUCAACCCGUCAAUGCUGAGAAGGCCGUUCAGCUGGGCGUGGGCUUGCAGGUCGAACGCCCCAUGUGUGACGCGAGUGAUGCUACGAAGGUGGCUGCAAAGUAUCGACAGGAUGUGGCAGAGGCCGUGGACAGGGUGUUCACAACCCCAGCAUUCAGGGCGAAAGCUGAAGAGUGCGCUUUGCAGAUGCGAUCAGCAG
Messenger RNA from Symbiodinium pilosum, 1474 nucleotides. The record is from the annotation of a GenBank genome assembly. Lineage: Eukaryota; Dinophyceae; Suessiales; Symbiodiniaceae.